GUUGUUUGCAUCGUGAUGUCCGUGCUGGGCAUGGCAGCCCACUGGCCACCAUCAUCCAUUGGGAGUGAUGAUCUUGGCAAACGAGAGCCCGCAACGACGGCUGCUACUGGUCUGCCCGACGCGGAAAUGCGGAAAAUGUUGCUUACGAAUCGCGACUAUGGGAACAUGUCAGAGUUUCACUUUCUAAUCACUGGCGGAUAUCGGCCAGAGACGAAUAAUCUGGUCAAGUAUGUGGUGUCGGUGCGGACCAACAGGGAGCGCAAAUUCUUUGGCGAUAAUCACUUUUGCGGCGGAGCAGUCAUAUCCUCGACGGUUAUAUUGACAGCUGGCCAUUGCCUCUACUCGGGCACCACGCGGAUAAGGGCCAGCAGGAUCAAGGUUGUGGCCGGUACACCGCGACGGCUGCAGCGCACAGGGCAAACGCAGGUGAGAGAUGUCUAUGCGGUGAAGCCUCAUCCCAAGUACACACCAAAGCGACUCAAGAACGACAUUGGGCUGCUGCUGCUCAAGAAACCCCUCAAUCCCAACGGGCAGUUUGUGCAAAUAAUUCCUCUAUCCACCGCCACGCCACAGCCCGGCUUGAAGUGCACCGUCGUUGGCUGGGGUACGGUCAUACAGUUUGGUCCCACGCCCGACGAGGCCGUCAAUGGUGAUGUGUCCGUCAAUGACAAUUCCUUCUGCGGCUCACUGGAGGGCUUUGGCAAGGGCAUGAUUUGUGCCUCGGACGCCACCGAUCACGAGGUGGACAGCUGUCAGGGCGACUCCGGUGGCCCCCUCAUGUGCGACAACAUUGUUGUUGGCGUCGUCUCAUUCGGCGCCGGCUGCGGUGAACCCAAUUCGGCCGGCGUCUACUCAAACGUUCACUACUUUCGUGAUUGGAUAAAGACAAACAGCAGCACUCGAUAUGAGGUAGCCGUCACCGUGCAACUACUCCUAAGCCAGCUGCUUUUGCUGCUGAUUCAUGUAUCAAUAAAUGUUUAUUAG
Molecule: messenger RNA, 984 nt
Organism: Drosophila subobscura
Lineage: Eukaryota; Metazoa; Arthropoda; Insecta; Diptera; Drosophilidae
Product: trypsin-3
Exons: 3
Coding region: 16-984 (322 amino acids)
Biological process (GO): proteolysis
Molecular function (GO): serine-type endopeptidase activity
Source: RefSeq, a predicted model, not a curated record